Messenger RNA from Calypte anna (Anna's hummingbird), 1597 nucleotides. RefSeq names its product D-aminoacyl-tRNA deacylase 2 (gene DTD2). Gene Ontology annotation, cellular component: cytoplasm. NCBI's taxonomy places the organism in Eukaryota, Metazoa, Chordata, Aves, Apodiformes, Trochilidae. The transcript is spliced from 3 exons. Gene Ontology annotation, biological process: tRNA metabolic process. The record is from RefSeq and is a predicted model, not a curated record. Gene Ontology annotation, molecular function: D-tyrosyl-tRNA(Tyr) deacylase activity. Bases 35 to 538 code for a protein of 167 amino acids.
GCCUGUCCCCACCCUCAGGCGUGGGGGGUCCGUCAUGGCGGCGGCGCGGCCGGUGGUGGCACGGGCCCUGCUGCAGCAGUGCGUGUCCGCCCGCCUGCAAGUGAAGCCACCCGACAGCGGCUCCGAGGCCGAGUGGGUGGAGAUCCAAAGAGGGCUUGUUAUCUACAUCUGCUUCUUCAAAGGUGCUGAUGAGGAUCUUGUUCCAAAAAUUGUCAAUAUGCUGUUGAAUGUUAAAUUAAGUGAAAAUGAAAGUGGUGAGUACGUUUCUCUUCUUGAUUUGCCGGGCGAUGUGCUAAUCAUACCACAAGCUACCCUGGGAGGUAAACUGAAGGGAAAAAAGAUGCAGUACCAUGCAAACAUUGAAAAAGAAAAAGGUCUGAAGCUUUAUUCUCAGCUUGUGACUUUGUGUGAAAAAGAACUGGCUGCCAAUGCCAAAUGCAUGAAAGCAGGUACUCUCGUCAAGCACGGCACAUAUGGAAACAGACAAGUGCUAAAACUGGAUACAAAUGGACCUUACACUCAUCUGAUUGAAUUUUGAAAAAAAAAAUAUCCUGGUUACCAUUCUGGCUUGCAACUGUUGUAAUUUUUUUUUUUAAUUUCUAAACAUUAAUGUGCUUAAAUGGCUUGGGAAGUACAGCAUAAAAAAGACUUUUGCUUGUCCACACUGAUGCUGCAAACCAUAUCAAAUAGAAAGACACCUGAGACUGCUUUGUAAUCAUGAGUGUGGUUUAUGUCCCUAAUAAUUGGCCCAAAAUAAUUGUUAAGAUUCAUCAAUAAAGAUGCAUAAUUUGGGAGGUUUUAUUUUAAAAACAGGGUAGUGCAUAUGUUUUGCAGUGCAGAACAGUGACAAAAGUUCUGUGUAUAUUAGCUAUUAUAAGGUAUGUUCAAGGAAAUUAAGUUUAGAGAUUUAAAGAGGGAAUGCUGUAGAGGUACUUACUUUUUCCCAGAUUUCCUGGAUCAGACAAUUUUUGUCUUUCUGCUUUGAAUCCAUGAAGUAACAAUGCUUUCUUGAGAAGAAAUAAGUUGAAAGCACAAAUUCACUGAAUUUUUAGCCUUUUGAAGUGUAGGUACUAAGUAAGGAAGUCCAUCCCCCUCAUCUAGAGUGUGAAAUGGUGGGACACUUAGGGUAAAUACUAGGUCUGAACAUGGGCUAUACAGGCCAGAAAAGUGUAUAACUAGUAACUGAAGUUAAGGCAGUACCACUGAAUUGCUUUCUUGAAGGUUGCAAUCUGAAUCUCCCCUGAUGUGUUUUGAUAGCCUGCCUGCUCUAGCUUGGUCUGUGUCCUUGUUACCUUGGUCUUGUUGUCUGCUCAAUUCUUUCAUAACAAAGCCUCAGGAAAAGUAACUGAAAUAUUCAAAUGAAAACAAAAUAAAAAUGAUACAAUGUAUGCUGCCAUCUCAUUCCCCCUGCCCCUGUUACUUCCUUCCAGCUUUUUGUCUGUUCAAUCCACCAGGCAGAGACCAGCUUAUAUAUCUUUUAUAUGCAGUGUCUGCACAUUUGGGGCCCCAUUCCCAGCUGGUCCCCUAUGCAGUAUUGUAGUAAAUGUUAACAGGAAGUAUUGGAAAGAUACAAUGAGAAAAUUUGUCUUUAAGGCAG